Aspergillus aculeatus ATCC 16872 is the source of this 336-nucleotide messenger RNA. RefSeq lists its product as uncharacterized. Bases 1 to 336 code for a protein of 111 amino acids. The transcript has 2 exons. The record is from RefSeq and is a predicted model, not a curated record. NCBI's taxonomy places the organism in Eukaryota, Fungi, Ascomycota, Eurotiomycetes, Eurotiales, Aspergillaceae.
AUGAUGUACUCGCCCAAGUUCCUGCUCGCGCUGUGCCUGGCGGUGGGCAUGGUGACGGCUUUGCCUAAGGUGGGGUCGACCAGCGAGUUGGAUGGAGAUCUCUACAACUACAAGAAGCGGGCUGAUGCUGAGCUCGACGGCGACUUGUAUAACUACAAGAAGCGGGCUGAUGCUGAACUUGACGGGGAUCUUUACAACUACAAGCGUGACGGAGCCGAGUUGGAUGGCGACCUCUACAACUACAAGAAGCGCGAUGGGGCCGAGCUUGACGGAGAUCUAUACAACUACAAAAAACGGGCUGAUGCUGAGCUCGAUGGCGACUUGUAUAAUAACUAA